AUGUUUUCAUUCCAGAGCCGCCUUCUGGUCUGCUUCCUAGGACUCACCGCCGCAGCUUCAACCACGAACAAGGACGCUCUCGCUGUGCGUACCUCAACGGGAAUCUUCACUGGCCAGCUCAACCACACGUAUCCAAACGUGCGAGAGUUUUUCUCAGUUCCCUACGGCCAAGAUACAGCAGGCAAGAAUCGCUUACAACCUCCUUUAGCUGUGCCAAGAUCGUCUGAAGAGAUUGAUGCAACGAAAUACCCACCACUCUGCCCUCAGUAUGUGUCAUCGAAGAGAUCCAUUCGGACGGAGGAGAUUCCGCAAUUUGUGCCAUACUCGGGCGCUUCAAAUCUUACCGCAGGCAUCUCGGCUCCGUUCGCCAGCGAGGACUACCUCAAGUUAGCAAUCUGGACACCGGCUAAUGCAACGCCAAACUCGCACUUGCCAGUCGUCCUGUUCUGGACUGGAGGCGGCUUCGAGUCUGGUGGCAUGCUAAUUCCGGCCCAGCUCCCACCUCGUUGGGUGUCUCGAUCGCAGUCCCAUAUCGUGGUCCCCAUCAACUAUAGAUCAAACAUCUUAGGUUUCCCCAACGGAGCAGCUGUCUCAAGACAGAACCUCGGUCUCCUUGCCCAACCACGCGCAUUCUUCGCAAAGUCCGUAACCAUACUGAACGUCGGCACGCAGACGGCAUCAGACACCACCCGUGCCAUAUUCACCCUGGUGGCCAAGGGUGUCGGCUGCGACUUCCCAAACGAUGCCACGGCAGAGCUGGUCUGCAUGCAGAACGUGGACUACAACAAAAUCAUCACCUUCAUAGGGCGGUAUCAGAGCAGCGGCCAGAAGCCUUCGAUCAAAUUCGGCACGGAGACGGACGACAAGAUUGUGUUCUCAACUUACACUGAGCGAUACCAACAAGGUCUGUUAGCCAGAGUGCCCACGAUCUUCUCAUCUACUGCGAACGAGGGUGGGACUCUCGCGACCUUUGACCCGGAUCAUCCACUGCAAGGCGUGAAUCAAACAGCCGCGAAUGAUCGCACCGUCAGCUUUCUUUGCGGUGCGGCGAAGUCCGCGGCUCUCAGGAAGGGCCUCGGGCUGCCAACGUACAGGUAUCAAUAUGCUGGAAAUUGGACGAAUCAGAGCCCUUUGCCUUGGAUGGGAGCAUAUCACGCUAGCGAUCUGACCAUGCUUUUUGGGACUUAUGCCGACGGCGUGGGGUCAUCUUCGCCGCUGGAGAUCGAGACCAGUGAGACAAUGGAAGAUCUGCUAUUGGCGUUUGCUCGGGACCCUUGGCAUGGAUUGACGAAAUCCAGUUGGCCGGCGUACGAUCCCAAGGCCGAGAAUGGUGGCACUGUGCUGAGAUUCGGAGCUGACGGCAAGGCCGUGCAGCAACUUGGAGCGCAUGACGUUGAAGCGAUUUGCUCUGGGAAGGGCACGUAUAACCCGUCUCCAUAG
Molecule: messenger RNA, 1440 nt
Organism: Zymoseptoria tritici IPO323
Lineage: Eukaryota; Fungi; Ascomycota; Dothideomycetes; Mycosphaerellales; Mycosphaerellaceae
Gene: CES
Product: Carboxylesterase/lipase/ esterase
Exons: 3
Coding region: 1-1440 (479 amino acids)
Source: RefSeq, a predicted model, not a curated record